Blumeria graminis f. sp. triticale is the source of this 1542-nucleotide messenger RNA. NCBI's taxonomy places the organism in Eukaryota, Fungi, Ascomycota, Leotiomycetes, Helotiales, Erysiphaceae. The record is from the annotation of a GenBank genome assembly.
AUGGUGCCAAAACGGUAUAUGAUGAUGUCCAUUCUUCUUUUGGUCGUUUGGAUCGCCUUUUAUACAAGAUUAGGUCGGAAUGGAGAUGACCAUAUGCACAAGGUCAAUAGCUGGAUAACUACGGGCACAAAGCUUGAGGCUUACUCGCCUUGUACAGAGAAUAUAGCCUGGCUUGAACCAUACAAGUUUUCCUAUCCCAUUCGCUAUGUUUCCCGCAACAUUACAGCUGUGCAGACUCCAAAUAAAUCAAGGUCAUCCAUCACUGUUAUGGAUAAGCCACUAUUUGCUGGUUUCACUACAGUUGACUUGAAGCAAUCUUCGGAAGUUUCAAACAAUGAAUGUCUUCCUUCACUCACAAUAGAAGUUUCGCGCACUAAAGUGCCGCCGGUAGAUGCUUCUAACAUCAUUUUUGGAUUACAGACGACAAUAGCAAGACUCAGAGACACAGUGAAGCACCUGGCUCGGUGGCUACCACAUACAGGUGCCAGACUAUUUGCCAUAGUGAUUGAAAAUGAAGAAAAUCCGGCAGACGAAGUGGAGAUGGUAGAUUUAGAAAGAAAGUUUCAUGCUCUCGGUAUGAAUGUCACAAUAAUGCACCCAGUCAGACGGAUCGAUAGCUUUGCGCAACGAUACUUUUCACUUGUAUCGGUCAUGUACAGAGCUCGUGAUGAGAAAACUCAGUGGAUUUGCUGUAUUGACGAUGACACAUUCUUUCCCAGCAUGUAUGACCUCCAGGCCAUGCUCAUUAAAUACGAUACAAGUGAACCGCUUUAUCUCGGUUCCUUGAGUGAGGACUGGUGGGCUGUUCAACACUAUGGUCUAAUGGGAUUUGGCGGAGCUGGUAUUUUCCUUUCCCUGCCCAUGGCAUCAAUUAUCUACAACAACCGUAAUGAAUGCAGCGAAAAUUUGAGGACCACGGCGGGCGAUGUUACAGUGAUGGAUUGCAUUUACCGAUUCUCUACAGUCAAACUUACCCAUAUUCCAGGCCUGCAUCAGAUCGAUAUGCACGGGGAUCUUUCGGGAUUUUACGAAUCAGGUCGCGAAAUGCUCUCCCUGCACCAUUGGAAAGAAGGAUCGUCUACGGAAUUUAAGCUAGAGAUGGAAAAGAUGCACUUAAUUGCUGACCUCUGUGACUCCUGUUUUCUGCAGCGUUGGCAAUUCUCCAACGAUGUGAUUGUCACUAACGGCUUUUCCAUCAGUGCUUUCUCCAAAGGUCAUAUAUCUCAACCCAAAAAUUUAAUAUCAGAUAGUGCCGGGAUGGAAAAAAUCAAUCUCGAUGCCGUGGAAUACACCUGGAACGACAAUAUCAACGUUUUACAUAGUUUAGCGCCAACGCGUGAUAAGUUAGAUGAAAGUAUUAAGACAAGCUACAGGCUAUUGGAUAGCAUACAUAUCAAUGAAAACUCGUCUGGGAUCCGUCAAAUUUACUUUCGGGAAGGAAAACAGAAGUCUUAUUAUACUGGGCGGGAAAUGGAUACUGUCAUCGUACUAAAUUGGCUCCAAGAUAACGAGAAAUUUUCGUCGGAUUUUCGUCCAGGCUGA